CCACGUGUGAUUGACUCAACUGCCAUAUCGUAUAUCUCUAUACAUCAGACAUAAGUAUUAACAGUUAAAUGUUGACGGUAUUUUCCAUACAAAUCAUCAGAUUUGAGACCAUUUAGCGUAGCUCAAACUUCAGCAAGGAUUAUGUAUAUUACCUGAUUGGCCUUUGAUGACAUACAACAUGGGAGGGACACAGUCAGGGAAGCGAUCUUCACAGCCUCUUCUAUAUGGCGACGAGUAUGACACCCCAACAGCUUCGACCCUGUACUGCUGUUGUCUUGGAAGAAAAAUAAAAAUGCCCAUAAAGUAUGGAAGUGACCAAAAACAACAGGCAUAUCGCUUGCAGGAAUACCCCAUGUUGAUAGAUCCAGUCGCUUUCCGGGUCCACUCUGCUGUUGCUGAUAAGCGUUUUGGCAAGGCCAUGAUCAGGUUUGUUCAGCGUUCUGGACACGUGUCGCUCCAAGACACCGAAACUGAUGACGUUACAGCGGUCAGUCCUCUAAUUGUCUUCUGUCUCAACAACAGUUCAGUGGACGCAGAUGCAGGCAGAGCUCUCAGCGAGGCUAGAGAGGGUAAUGAUGUGUUUCUGGUGGUGAUCAAAAAUGUAAACCCAAGCUCACCCUACAACAACACCCUCAGUCUCUCUGCUAAGAACAGGCGCCGCAUUGGUGGGUGUGGAAUACUUACAUACUCUACGGAUUCCAGGAAGUUCCAGGAAACAGAUGACAAUAUGGACAUGUUAAGGCGAUUACGUCACUUCUUACUGGACGCAGUUGUUGAAAUUGAUUAAGCACUUAAUCUUUGCAUAAACAUUUACAACGACGUGCUCCAAGAAACUGUCUGAUUGCCGCUCGACAAUCAGUUAUGUGCAAGCCUUAUGGCUAUGAUCUUAAAAGACGACAGACAUUUGUCGUUUGCUUUAUACGUAUUGUGAUGACAAAAACUGAUGUUUUAUCUUUAAGAAUAAUUUACAGAGGCAUUAAUUGUAAAUUAAUGUACAUCCGAUCUCUUUACUCUAAAAUGUACCAGAAAUCUAGCUUACACGACGUAGAUCAUUAGGAUCGCGUACGUGUGAAUGAUUGUAUAUUUGCAUGCAUUGUGACAUACAUUACAUUGUUUCUGUCUGUGAUUGAGUGAGUUCGUGUACCAGGGUUCAUUGUACAGCUGGUAUUUCAAACCUACAUGUAUAUGAAACGAAAUGGGCUCUGCUAUCUGUGCGUGUAUUAACUCAAUUCCAUGUUCUUAAUGUCCCUCUGAAAAAUAUAAUUUGGUCGCGUAUGAGUUAUUUCAGGAAUAAACCCUGCAUUUAAAAUCAGUUUGCGUCGCAUUGGUGAACAUAUAUUAACAUAUAUCAUUGACUUUUAUAUUUUGAAUUAAUUUACCUGUAUUAUAUCAAUCAACGGAAUGACUAUGACGAAUCGUUUUCAUGGUUUUAUCACAUACAAUUUUACCUUCAAGUUUUCACCGUGAUCUACAAUGUACCACGAACAAAAUAUACACAAAUGAUGAUAUGUAGGUGCCGAUCAUCUCGAUAUAAACAUACUCUGUUGUCAAUAACACAUUCUCCUUUUUGUUUUGUAAUAAAUUAUAUUAUUUUAA
Haliotis rufescens (red abalone) is the source of this 1596-nucleotide messenger RNA. RefSeq lists its product as uncharacterized. The record is from RefSeq and is a predicted model, not a curated record. The coding region runs from base 167 to 787 and encodes 206 amino acids. Lineage: Eukaryota; Metazoa; Mollusca; Gastropoda; Lepetellida; Haliotidae. The transcript is spliced from 5 exons.